UUUCCUCUCCAAUUCUAAAUCCCAACUGUUCAAACAAUGAAUCAGAGUUUAAAAGUUGCACUACUCACUCUUGCUUUCAUUUUUUCUCUCCCAUUCUUUUUACCAGAUGAGUGGUCAAACAGAAAGAUCUUAGGUAAAAAUGAAAUGGGUAUGGAGGAAACUGAGAAGAUGGUUUUGGGUUCAAGGCCUCCUAGGUGUGUGAACAAAUGCAUGAAGUGUAAUCCAUGCUUGGCUACGCUGGUUAUUUCUCCUCACCAAACUAGGGUUUUCGGGACAACAUCUCGCCGGGAAGAAGGUGAUGAUCGUGCUUAUGAUGAUCCUUAUUAUCUCCUCUCAUGGAAAUGCAAAUGUGGGAAUAAGCUCUUUGAACCUUAAUUUUCUCAUAAUACACAAUCAAUAUUGAUAUUUUUAA
Messenger RNA from Carica papaya (papaya), 412 nucleotides. The record is from RefSeq and is a predicted model, not a curated record. Lineage: Eukaryota; Viridiplantae; Streptophyta; Magnoliopsida; Brassicales; Caricaceae.